AUGGAUCCAGGAAACGUUCUGUACCUCCUGCGUGCAGCGGCGCACUCGGUUGAUUACAUGAAUAGCGGCAGUAUUCAAGCGGACUUCAAGCGUGUCGCUCGCCAGGUCGAGCAGAGAUGGGUCGACUUCUUCGCAUUGUACAACACCGUGCAGGGAACCAACUACGACGUCAGCACGGCCUAUCAGAAAUGGCUUAAGGCACGUGGCAUUCUGGCCAACUACGGGCCUAACGCACAAAGCUUCUUUACCGACGCAGUGAACGUUCUGAGUGCCCAGCUAGCCGCAGCGGCGGCCCAAGGUCUCCCGGUCAUGGUCGGAGUACCGAAGCAGUGCUCUAGCACGAAAGUUCCUUUUACACAGAACGACCUCACCAACCUUCAGAACUCGCUCCCGGCCGGGAUCACCUGGACGUACCCGUAG
Trametes versicolor FP-101664 SS1 is the source of this 420-nucleotide messenger RNA. RefSeq lists its product as uncharacterized. The record is from RefSeq and is a predicted model, not a curated record. The transcript is spliced from 6 exons. Bases 1 to 420 code for a protein of 139 amino acids. NCBI's taxonomy places the organism in Eukaryota, Fungi, Basidiomycota, Agaricomycetes, Polyporales, Polyporaceae.